AUGGCAAAGAUUUUGAUUGUCGUGUUAGCACUGGUAGCCGUAGCCGCGGCUCAACAGCGAAAGAUUGGUUCAGCCGGUUUGUCCUUGCUCAAACAGUCCGAGGGAUUUGUGCCAAACUUCUAUAAAGACCAGAUUGGAUUACAAACGAUAGGCUACGGACACGCGUGUCAAUGGCAGGGAUGUGCCGGUAUUAACCCUCCCAUCACCGAAGCCCAGGGCACUCAAAUCCUCAUGAAAGACCUUGUUCAGUUUGAGGACUGUGUCAACACUGCCGCACCCGGACUCACCCAGAACCAAUACGAUGCCUGCGUGGACUUUGCAUUCAACAUGGGUUGCGGUGCUUUCCAGGGCUCCGACAUCCUGAGAAACAUCAAGGCCAAAAACUACCAAGCUGCCGCCAACUCGUUCGCUGAAUACAACGUGGCCGGGGGUCAGGUCAUCGAGGGGUUGACCGUUCGCCGACAAAACGAGAAAAAUCUGUUUCUUAAAAAGUAAUCUCAAAAUUGUUUUAAUAUUUGCCUAAAAUGUGCACAAAUUCUCAAGUUAUUAUUUUCAAAAUUCAUAAAUAAAAAAUAUUUUUGUCAGUCAAAAAAA
Molecule: messenger RNA, 594 nt
Organism: Oppiella nova
Lineage: Eukaryota; Metazoa; Arthropoda; Arachnida; Sarcoptiformes; Oppiidae
Source: the annotation of a GenBank genome assembly